Messenger RNA from Pleuronectes platessa (European plaice), 4236 nucleotides. Its product is annotated as collagen alpha-1(XI) chain. NCBI's taxonomy places the organism in Eukaryota, Metazoa, Chordata, Actinopteri, Pleuronectiformes, Pleuronectidae. The record is from RefSeq and is a predicted model, not a curated record. The transcript has 55 exons. Bases 340 to 4236 code for a protein of 1298 amino acids.
AGGAGAGGAGAGAAAGUGAGGAAAGUUUUCUGCGGGUGAAGGAGAAAACACCUUCUGAGACUAAGGGACUUUUUUUCCCCUUCCUCCCCGGUUCUCUUCCUCUUCUUUAUCCGUCCAUCCCGAAGAAGAAGAAGGAGAAGAAGAAGGAAACAGCAGAGACGGACCCUCUAUCAUCAAUUAAAUCCACAUACGCGCGCGCUUAAUUGGCAGCUGGCGGUGCGCACGUGAAGACGCGCAGACACGCGCACACACCGUGAAGUGUUGAGCAGAGCCGGAGCUCCUCCGGGUGCAGGUGUCCACGAGGGAGUAAGUGACCGCCGCACCUUCACAUGCACCGGGAUGGAUCCAUGGAGUCCAGUGCGUGAGAAAUGGCUGCUGCUGGUGCUGCUGCUUGUCGCGGUGCUUCACACAUCAACAGCAGCCGCUCCCAUCGAUGUCCUGAAGGUCCUGGAGCUGUCGGAGGACAUGGACGGAGUGUCGCUGGAGGCCGGUCUGUGCACCAGCAGGACGGGCCGAGAAGAAACUGACCUCUCCUUUAAAAUCGAUAAGAAGAUCCAACUGAGCGCUCCCACCAAGCAACUCUUCCCCGAUUCUCCGUUCCCUAUGAAUUUCUCCGUGAUGACGACAGUUAAAGCUGUGAAAGGCUCACAGGUCUUUCUCCUUUCCCUGUACGACUCGCAGGGCACUCAGCAGCUGGGGGUGGAGGUCGGUCGGUCUCCUGUCUUCCUCUAUGAGGACCACGAGGGUCAGCCACCUCCCGAACUUUACCCCACCUUCAGGAAGAUCAACCUGGCUGAUGGCAAGUGGCACAGAGUAGCCUACAGUGUGGAGGGCCAGUCUGUGACCCUCUACCUGGACUGUGUCAAGCUGGACACCCUGGACCUGCUCAGAGGUCACGACCCCCACGUCAGCACCGAGGGAGUCACCGUGUUCGGAACUCGGCUGCUGGACGAAGACGUGUUUGAAGGGGACAUCCAGCAGCUGCUCAUCGUGGACGACCCCCGAGCAGCGGAGACGUACUGUCAGGACUACAUCCCCGACUGUGACGCAGCUCUGCCCUACGACAGCAUUCUGACGGAGGCUGAGGAGGUGGAGAGAGCGCCGAAGAAACAUGUGGUGGAGGCGUUUGAGGAGUUCGACUACAGCGACCUCUACGAUGACGUCUCCGGCUCCACAGUGACCGCCGGCCCGAAUGUCACAGAGUACGAGAUCGUGGAGUACGAGGACUACGACAACUCGACAGAUUACUACCAAGUGAACGAGUACGAGGAAGAAUACGACGAGGGUUAUGGACCGGCUGAGAGAGAGCGGGAGUAUUCUGUCAACACACAGAAUUUACCAGAAAAAGGACAGAAAGGAGAACCAGGCAUUUUGGGACAGGGCACGCAGGUCACAGGAGCCUACGGGCCUCCAGGACCUCAGGGAGAGCCGGGGUCUUCUGGCAUCACAGGACCAGUGGGACCUCGAGGAGACCCCGGGGAGCUGGGGCCUCCAGGGCGGCCGGGUCUGGACGGAGCUGAUGGGAUCCCAGGUCCCCCAGGCAACAUCAUGCUCAUACCGUUCCAGUCAGGUGGCGGUCCAAAGACAGGUGCUGUGGUUUCUGCACAGGAGGCGCAGGCCCAGGCCAUCCUGCAACAGACCAAGCUGGCGAUGAAGGGACCUCAAGGACCACUUGGUCUCAGGGGACGACCCGGACCACUGGGUUCCCCCGGUUCCUCUGGGCUGAAGGGGGCCAAUGGAGACACAGGGCCACCGGGUCCUUCAGGAAUGCCAGGUAUCCCGGGUCAGAACGGACGACUUGGGAAAAGGGGUCGCUCAGGUACAGAUGGAGGCCGUGGUGCAAUAGGAGAAUCUGGAGCGAAGGGUGAUCGGGGGUUCGAUGGCCUGCCUGGUCUUCCGGGAAACAAAGGACAUAAAGGGGACAGAGGGAAACCAGGUCUGUUAGGUCCUCCAGGAGAAUCAGGGGAAAAGGGCUCUGACGGGCCGGUCGGGCCAAGAGGACAGCCAGGUGAUGCUGGCUCCAGAGGUCUGAAUGGCCCCAGAGGUCGUGCUGGUCCCUCAGGCCAACCUGGCAUUCGAGGAAUUGAUGGCGUUCAAGGCUCGAAGGGAAACAUAGGAUCCCCGGGAGACACCGGAGCACCGGGACAACAAGGCAACCCUGGAAUAGUGGGCUUCCCUGGUCCUCAGGGGUUAGUCGGGUUGCCCGGCGAAAAGGGGCCUCAGGGGAAGAAAGGGUUGCAGGGCUUACCUGGAAACGAUGGGCCCUCAGGUCAUCCAGGACGAGAAGGCACCCCAGGUGAAAAAGGCCUGCCGGGUCCUUCGGGGGUGCAGGGGCCUGUUGGGUAUCCUGGACAACGAGGGGUUAAGGGAGCAGAAGGAAUCCGCGGAUUAAUGGGAAGCAAAGGGGAGAAGGGAGAGGACGGUUUCUCCGGGGCCAAGGGGGAGAUGGGAGGGAAGGGCGACACUGGAGACAAUGGAGUUCCAGGUGGGAGAGGAGAGGAUGGACCAGAGGGACCCAAAGGCCAGACGGGUCCUCUAGGAGAAGGCGGCUCAUCUGGUAUUUCUGGAGAGAAGGGAAAACUGGGAGUUCCAGGGCUGCCAGGGUAUCCAGGACGUCAGGGGCCAAAGGGUUCUGAUGGUUUCCCUGGUACACUGGGAACUGCAGGAGAGAAAGGGAAAAAGGGUCCUGCAGGACAACCAGGAGGCGGGGGCCAGAGGGGUCCAAAUGGUGCACGAGGUGGUAGAGGAGCACGAGGGCCGACGGGGAAAUCAGGAGAGAAGGGCACCUCAGGAAAUGAUGGACCCCAAGGAUCUAAUGGAGAGAGGGGACCUCAAGGACCCGUAGGAAGGAACGGAGAGCCAGGACCUAAAGGAUCAAGCGGUCCAGGUGGGAAGGAUGGACUUCCAGGUCACCCAGGUCAAAGAGGAGAAGCAGGAUUCCAAGGGAAGACGGGACCUCCCGGACCUUCCGGUGUUGUGGGGCCACAGGGCAAAUCAGGAGAGUCUGGCCCAACUGGGGACCGCGGUCACCCAGGGGCACCAGGGGUCCCUGGAGAGCAUGGUUUACCAGGGGCUGCUGGGAAGGAAGGUGGAAAGGGUGACCCAGGUUUGUCCGGGACAUCUGGGAAGAGCGGUCCUACGGGCCUGAAAGGAUUCAGGGGGAGCCGAGGAGCGACUGGAAUUAUGGGGCCUCCCGGUCUGAAAGGAGGAUCAGGACCUAACGGACUCCAGGGAGCCCUCGGGGCCUCAGGCGAGAGGGGCCCUCCAGGAGUAGCUGGGGCCAUCGGACAACCGGGUCGGGCCGGAACUAUCGGAGGACCUGGACCAAUGGGAGAGAAGGGGGAGCCUGGAGACAAGGGACCAAUUGGACCAGCAGGUCAGGACGGAGAUCAGGGAACUGUAGGAAUGCCUGGAGCUACUGGUCCUACUGGACCUCCAGGAGAUGACGGAGAUAAGGGGGAGCAAGGAGGCCCCGGGCAGAAGGGCAGCAAAGGAGACAAAGGAGAAGGAGGCCCCCAAGGUCCCAUUGGCACUCAAGGGCCUAUCGGUCAGUCAGGACUCCCGGGUAUUGAUGGACUGCUAGGUCCCCGGGGCCAGCAGGGCAUGUACGGACCGAAAGGAGACGAAGGUCUACGCGGCUUUAAGGGCUCCAGAGGACCGAUAGGAUUACAGGGCAUGCCGGGCCUGCCAGGAGAGAAGGGUGAGAGUGGACAUGGGGGACUGAUGGGUCCACCUGGGCAACAAGGCCCAUCUGGUCCUCAAGGACCCGUUGGGGGUCAGGGUCCAACCGGGCGACUAGGAAUGAUAGGACAGCCUGGUGUUGGUGGAGAGAAGGGGGAGGAGGGUGAGGCCGGUGACCCUGGAUCCGUCGGUUUUUCAGGAAAGCUAGGAGAUAAAGGAGACUUUGGGGAGAAGGGAGAUUCAGGCCCUCCAGGAGCAGCUGGGACUCCAGGAGCCAGGGGCCCUUCAGGCGAUGAUGGGCCUAAGGGCAAUUCUGGCUCUAUAGGCCUCACAGGGGACCUUGGACAACAGGGAGAAGCUGGACCCAAUGGCGUGGAUGGUCUGCCUGGCUCUAAAGGAGACACAGGGGAUCCUGGGAAAUCUGGACCACCAGGAGCAGCAGGGGAACCGGGACCAUCUGGACCUCCUGGACGAAGGGGCCACUUGGGGAAACAAGGGAAGGGUGGAAAGGCAGGCCUGAAAGGAGUGAAGAUAUUCGAGCUCCAUGGAACGUGA